GACUUUACAAGGAAACCAAAUCAUGGUCUGCAGUAUCAGUAUUAAGGAGACGGAAGUGAGCUGAUCACUAAGAGAAAUAAUUGUCUACUGGAUAGAAAAAAUAUCGAACUCAGUAAGUGAUGUUUUGCUUAUGAUCUGAGUCGCCUUGGAAUGAAAAUAAAGAUAAUAUUAAGGUGAAAUUCGACGAGACUGUAAAAGCAAGAUAAAUAUAUGUGACAAUAGAUGAAAUGACAACAGAUACGAAGCAGAUUCCCGCCAACCGAACACGCGCGAUGCGACUGAAACCUCUCUUCUCUGUCCUGGCCUUCCUGCUCGUCGCCCACGCUAAGGAGGAAGGCACGCCCAUUUUGAAACACGUCAGCCACAUGACAGAAAAGGAACUCAGUCAGCACGUGAGAAAGGUCCAGCUGACGCCUCCCAUGGGCACGUCGACAUACCACCUGUCCCGCCUCGUGGCUGACGAGAAUCGGGCGGCGACCAGGUUGAAGACUCUCGCAAACGUCAUGUUCACCGCCCUCGACGUGACCAAUAGGUACUUGUCGUCCUGGGAGGAGCUCGUGGGCGCGGGCGUGGAAGCAGAAGGCUUCGCGAGCCAUCCCCUGCACGCCUACGCCCUCACCAAGCACGUGAGUCUGGGCUGGCCGCACGUGGAGGCUUCCUUACGUGCUCUGAGCCACCUUUCGCAAGACUUGGAGUGGCUGUUGUCCCGGAGCGAGAAGCGCGGCGUUCCCACGGGCGAGGACCUGGCCACGGUCGCGGGCGGGAUGGCCAGGCUGCACGACUACUACAGCCUCAACCUCUCCGCCCUCGCCCACGCCCAGCUCGUCUCGGCGAUCGACGCCCGCCCGGUCGCCGCAAAGAUCGCGCCGACAGCGCUCGACCUGCACCGCAUCGGCUCCGCUGCCGUGUCACACAACGUCCUGAACUCCGGCGUGGACUUCCUGCGGGCCGCCCUGGACCGCUGGGACGGCAACGCCUCCUCCGCCAGGAGUUCGGACACCUUCGACGCCCAUCGGGAGCUGCGACAAAUUGACCUGUCUUUCAGGAGAGCCGUUAAAAUACAUGACCAGGUUUUAGAGAAGAAAGGUCCGCGGUCCGACCUUCACAGCACCUACAUGAGACCCUUUAACAAGACAUUAGCGAGGAAGAAGAAGUACCACAAGAAAGAGGAACUUGUCUUGGGCGUGAAGGGAAGCAAGGGGCAGGGAAUGAAGCAGUAUCUUCGUUUGUGUCGCGGUGAGGAUCUGCGGCCAGUCUCCACAACCUCCCGCCUGUCCUGCCGCUACGUGACCAACGGCUCGCCGCUCUACAGGAUCGGGCCGCUGAGGAUGGAGGUCCUGUCGCUGGACCCGUACGUGGUGACGCUGGAGGAGGUGGUGACGCCCUCCGAGUCCGCCGACCUGGUCCUCGCCAGCGCUGGGUACUUGACCAGGUCCUCCACCGUGAGGGCGAACGGCAGCUCCGCAGAGGAUUUCAAAAGGACCAGUUCCACAGCCUGGAUGCUGGACAAGGACAUCCCCAUCCUGCCUGUCCUAACGAAACGCAUUGAACAGGCGGUGGGAGUGAACGCUCAGCUCUUCGACGGAGCGGAAAUAUACCAGAUACUGAAUUAUGGCGUGGGAGGACACUACACUGUUCACCAUGACGCUUUCGUGUAUCCUCGCAUGGCAACGUUUCUCAUAUAUCUGACAACCGUUCCACAAGGUGGGCGCACGGUGUUCCCCUGGGUAGGCGCGGGCGUGCAACCCAAGCGUGGUUCGGCGCUCCUCUGGUUCAACAUGGACCGCGCGGGAAAACCGGACUCACGACUGCAACAUGGCGCCUGCCCGGUCCUCUUGGGAGACAAAUGGGUGAUUAACAAAUGGCUGUACUACACGGGGCAGCAGAAGACCCUGCCUUGUAUCCCUGGCAACCCCGGGGCCACGGUCAGCCAGCCGCUGUACUUCGUGUUAGUACUGGUGAUCCGCGUAUCUUCUGGAAGGAUACCUGAAGAAACUCGACACCUGAGGAAGGCUCAGUACACGCCGCCCUUGAGUACUUCGACUUACCACCUCUCAUACCUCGCGAGGGAUGAGAUUCGCGCGACGGCCAAAUUGCAGGACCUGGCCGAGGCCUUGUCCGCUGCUCUCGACGUGCUCAACAGAUACUUGUCGUCCUGGGAGGAGCUCGUGGGCGCGGGCGUGGAGGCAGAAGGCUUCGCGAGCCAUCCCCUGCACGCCUACGCCCUCACCAAGCACGUGAGUCUGGGCUGGCCGCACGUGGAGGCUUCCUUACGUGCUCUCAGUAACCGCUCCCAAGCUAUAGGUGACAUAGACCAUAUGAUAUAUCUUCAAAUCUUCAGCUACAUCCGCCUCUCUACUAGAGCCUCUGUCUCUCCCUUUAUCUUCCCAACCGUCUCUUUACUUUGGACAGACUUUCUCCUGGGGCGCACGAGGACCCGGGGCGUCCCCACGGGCGAGGACCUGGCCACGGUGGCGGGCGGGUUGGCCAGGCUGCACGACUACUACAGCCUCAACCUCACCGCCCUCGCCCACGCCCAGCUCGUCUCGGCGAUCGACGCCCACCCGGUCCCCGUUGGAAUCACGCCCACAGCGCUCGACCUGCACCGCAUCGGCUCCGCUGCCGUGUCUCACAACGUCCUGAACUCCGGCGUGGACUUCCUGCGGGCCGCCCUGGACCGCUGGGACGGCAACGCCUCCUCCGCCAGGAGCUUAGAUGUUUUUGACGCGCGCGUAGAUCUUGACGACGUUGUGAAGACCUUCAAGAAAGCCACGAAAAUUCACGACCAGCUCCUCGAGAAGAAGGGCUCUCGCUCCAAACUGCACAGCACACACGCCUCGCCCCUCAACAAGACGCUGGCGAGGAAGAAGAAGUACCACAAGAAAGAGGAGGUCCACCUUGGCAACCUCGGGGCCGAAACGCAGGGCAUGAAGCAGUAUUUGCGUCUGUGUCGUGGCGAGGAUCUCAGGCGUGGUGACGCUGGAGGAGGUGGUGACGCCUCUCCGAGGCCGCCCCUGGUCAGAUCGAGCGCAGGAUUCCUGGAGAGGUCGGCCACCAUCAGGACCAACGGCGGACCACUGGAGAGCUUCAUUAGGACGAGCUCUACGGCUUGGUUGCCGGAUAAUGGUCGUUCUGUCCUGUCUGUUCUCACGCACCGCAUCGAACAGCUGAUUGGUGUCAACGCGCGGGAUGGCGAGGGUGCGGAAGUCUUCCAGGCGGUGAACUACGGCGUCGGCGGCCACUUCAGCGUCCACCACGACCACGUCCACCUGGGCCUCGUGAAGGACCGGAUGCUGACGUUCCUGAUGUAUCUCACGGACGUCCCCCAAGGUGGGAGAACCGUGUUCCCGUGGGUGGGCGCGGGCGUGCGUCCUAAACGUGGUUCUACACUCCUGUGGUACAACAUGAACCGCGCGGGAGUACCAGACCUCAGGGUUCAACACGGCGCUUGUCCGGUGCUUGUGGGAGAUAAAUGGGUGAUGAACAAAUGGAUAAACUACGGCGGGCAGUUCCACACUCUUCCCUGUAUCCCUGGAGACCCAUCCGCUGCUGUCCUGCGGCCCUUGGACUGAUUACCUCGUGUCUGGUCCUUUAUCAGUCAACGAGUUUUCGAAACUGUAACUUUAGGAAGGAUGUGUCGGCUGUGAUAAUUUUUUUAUGUGUGCUUGCUAAGGUUUAUAUGAUAUAUUGCGGUGGUUUAUAACA
Messenger RNA from Penaeus vannamei (Pacific white shrimp), 3705 nucleotides. The record is from RefSeq and is a predicted model, not a curated record. NCBI's taxonomy places the organism in Eukaryota, Metazoa, Arthropoda, Malacostraca, Decapoda, Penaeidae.